GAGUGAAAUAUUCGAUUGUCGAUUUUUUGCUACCAGAGCCGCCUUAUGGCACUUGUUAAGUUGCUGUGAAGCUGGUUAAAUCAUUUCACAUACAUCGAGUAUAGCAUCUCUCGUUUUGCUUGGUUUUGGUGCAGCAAUUAAACAAGUACAAAACAGCCAAACGAAGAAACCGCGGAAUAUUGAGUUUAAUAUAAAAUCGAAGAAAAAAGAUAGUUGAGAAGAAACGGCCAAAAGAGUAAAGUCUUGAACGACGCAAAACGAGAAGAAUUAAAGGGAAAAUCAGAGAAAAAAUCUUGUGAAGCGGAAAUAAGAAGGAAGUCGAUUGUUUCAUAAUGGCCGAUAAAAAAGUAACGGAACAAUAUUAUACACCACCACCAAAGCUAUCCGGCUGGGAGAGUUUUAAACUAUUUAUGUGGAAUGGCGAGACAAGUGAAUUCCUCGGCCGUACAGCUGGCAGUUGGGGGAAGAUUCUUGUGUUCUACGUAGUAUUCUAUAUUGCAUUGUCUGGUUUCUUCGCUGGUUUGUUGGCAAUAUUCUGGCAAACACUCGAUCUGGAACGACCAAAAUGGCAGUUGGCCGAAAGUAUAAUUGGUACAAAUCCAGGUCUUGGUUUUCGUCCAAUGCCACCAGAAGCACAUCUUGGCAGCACAUUGAUUUGGUAUAAAUCCAAUCGUCCCGACAACAUGAUCUACUGGCAUGACACAGUCAACAAAUUCCUUGACGUAGAUUACAAGGAACCAAAAUUCGAAGAUAAUAUUGACAAUGAAUGCAGCUUUAGUCAUCCAGCUUCAAAUGGUAAAUACUGUCCAUUCAGAAUCGAAACCUUGGAGAAUUGUUCGCCAUCUAAAACGGAUGGAAAAUAUGGUUUUCCAGAUAAGAAACCAUGCGUCUUCUUAAAAUUAAAUAAGAUUUACAAUUGGACUCCACGAGUCUUCAACGAAACUGAUGAGAAUCAAAUUGCCGACGAGAAUGAACGUUCUCAGUAUCGAAAAAUGCCAGACUUCCUGAAGGAAGCCAUCGCUAAUACUAGAGAUCCAAAAGAGCGUAACUUGAUUUGGGUAUCCUGCGAAGGAGAAAGCCCAGCUGAUGUGGAAAAUCUUGGACCAGUGCACUACUCACCGCGACGUGGUUUUCCGGCAUACUAUUUCCCAUACCAAAAUGUUAAGGGCUAUCAGCCACCAGUCGUUGCUGUGCAAUUUGAACGGCCAAAACCUGGUGUACUCAUCAACAUCGAAUGCAAAGCCUGGGCCAAAAAUAUCGAGUACGAUCGCUCCGAACGAAGAGGAUCAGUCCACUUCGAAUUGAUGAUAGAUUAAAUUUCUUAGUUCAUAACUAAAAAAAAACUAUGAGAAAAAAAUGAAAUAGAAAUUCAUACUAAAUACCAAAACAAAAAACAAAAAAACAACCUAAGCAAAAGUAAAACAUCAACAACUUAAACUUGGAACGAUUUAAAAAAAAAGAGAACAGAACAUCUAGUGCCGGCAAAAGUGCUGCGGCGGGCAGAUCAUACAAAAACAAAAACAAAAAAACAAAUUGUGGUAUUUGUAAUAUUUCCCAUUCCUCAUUUGUGUUCGAUUCGACAUUAUUUUUUAGGCAUUUUAGAGUUAGUUUGUUUCAUUUAAAGAAUAACAGCAAACAAGAAGGAGAAGAAAAAAACAAACUAAGAAUAUUUUGUCCGUUAUUGUGUCGCAAACAACAUUAACAACAACCCAGGUAAAAAUGCGUGCGUAUCGUCUCAAGAGCGUUCCAAAAGCAGAAAUUUAAAGAAAAAACAAAGAAAAAUUAUUACGUCAAUGUCAAAAAGCACUACCAAUUAAUGUGUUAUGUAUUUAAAUGGAGAUAAAAAAAAACCAAAUGCAAAAAAACAAAAAUAGCAAAAGAAGUAUUAAAAAGAUAAAAAAAAAUCACAAAAAAAUAAUAAUUCAUCAGAUGCUGUUAUAGAAAUGUUAUAGUAAGAGCUAAACUACACAUUAUCAAGGUCAUCGUCUCGGUUGGAAGAACUUCGACUUUAUGCAUAACACAAACGCUCUCAUAAACUACUAUUUCUUGUUUCGUCGUCAUUUUCAUUCGACGUUUAUGUGUACUGCACACACGUAUACACCGUUUCAUUUCCUUCCGAUAUGAACCUGUGCUUGUCACCCUUCAUUUGAGAUAGAAAGUGUUUGUAUGCUUGAGAUAGCCCCAAAGAAUGUAAUUGAGAGUGUGCAAAACCAAAAGUUCUUCAUCUACGAAAAUUUUAGAUAUAUUAGCAUAAAACCGAGACAUAUAAACACAGAGAAACAUGAUUCGAGUGCGGAAGAGGUGUAGUGAGCAUGUAAUAAUUUAUUAUAUAAAUGUGUUGAUAAAAAAUUGAUAUUACAUAAUUUUUAGGAUCUUAUUAAACAUAGGUGACUAUUAUUGACGAACAUUAUUUAUUUAUCAUUUAACGAAUAAAAUUUAAUGAGAAAAAGAAAAUCAUGGAAUGGAAGCAAAAAAAAUCUAUUUAAAAAACAAACUGCAUAAUUGUUACUAACAUACAUAUACACACAACUCACAAAAUCGACACAAAUUAAUGUUUAGCUAAAAUUAAAGAAACAAAAAAAAGUAUAACGUUGAUCAAUUUUUUGCUUACUUAGAGAAAGCGAUAUCUUUUUUGUCGUCUUGUUUUAAUUUGCUUCUCAUUUAGUUUUAUCGAGUGAACACAAACAAAACAAACAACAACAACAACAACAACACCGAGAGAGAAAAGAGUUACGUUUAGAUUUAUCCCUUUUUAUGAAAUUGAGAGUAACAUUGAGAUCAUUUCUAAGAGUAAAAAUUAUUCUAUUUGAAAUUACCCAAAAGUAUAGAUGAGAACAACAGAAAACAACAAAAGAAAACCUUGUAAAAUCUGUAAAGUAGUCAUUUAGAGUGAGUGAAAAUUUUGCAAAUUUAAGCAGACACAAACAAACCAAAUAAAUAACAAAUUAUUAUUAUUAUUAAUGAUAUUUAAUUAUUGCCGGUACUUACCAAAUAACAAAAAACCAAAUAAAUUAACUUAAAGAAGUGACAUCACAUGUUUUAGCCAUCGAUUUAAAUUCGAAUAAGAAUAAAUUCUAAUGAAUAAAAAAACUGAAGAAAUUAGAUCACAAGAAACCUUAUUUAUAAAAAAAAACAUAUUAUUAAUGUAUUUAUUACAUGUAGCGUCGUCGUUUUCACUCUCGAUUUCAAUCAUUAAAAUAAAAAUGAGACAACAACAAAGCAAACACUCAUUCUCAUACCAAAUUCCACUUACACUAACACAGAAAAAAACGCUUUCAAAAAACAAAAUGAACAAAAAAAACGAAGCGGCUACGUAUGUGUUCAAAUUAAUUUAAAUGUUGACGAAAAGUAUUUAAGCAUUAUUUUUCCGGCCGUAAGAAAUUUAAUUAAAUAAAAAAAAACUAUACUUAAUUAUGAAAAUCAAUACUUAAAAUUGAAUUACUAAACAAACACACACAUACACAUUUUAAGGAGAAGGCGACACAUGUCUAAGCCCUUCACAAAAUGGCGGGGGGUGAUGGACGAUUAGAAAAGUCUUAAUUGGCGCUGAAAAACUGACAACAACAAAAAAAAAUCCACUUAAAUUAUUAUAUAAAUAUGAGAUUGCUCACUUUUGAAGAUAUUCAACACUGUCACGCGCGCUACCAGGGAAACAGGUAUUUGUUGUGCGCAAUGAACCGACUAUUUCGCAGCACACAUGCCAAUUUGCUCGCGCGUACGCUGGACAUUGUAUCCAACAUACACGCGCGCGAUUCGUAUGUUUUUGUGCUCACAUUUUCUACAAUGUUUCUCUCUGCUCCAAAUUUGUUUUUAAAUUAGGAAUAGAUUCGGUACAAAGAACAACAACAAAAAAUCAUUUUAUUAAAAAAAACCUUGCCCGCUACGUGUCUGUGUAGAGCCUUUAAUUCACUGUUAGUAGUUAUUUGCCAAAACAAAAAGAAUGAAAAGACGAUGAUGGGAUAAGAAAAUCGUAAUGAGAUCACAUGUUAUUUGUACAUUUAAUUUUAUAUAUAUAUGGUAUAUUAAUUCUGGUUUUUAAUUUUUCAAUUCAAAAAGAAUCCGGAUUUUAAAAAAAAAUUAAUGGGUUUCCCUGUUUGAGAUUUCGAGCUCGCGGCUCGACUCUUUCUGCUAUGUAUGAGCUGUGAUGCGUGUGAAAAACAACAACACCAACAACCAAUGGAAACCAAAUAUGUGUGUAUGUACGUCUGUCUGUGUGUUUUAUUACGUGCAUGCAUGUUUAUGAAAUGCCUCCCCCGUUAAAUAUAUAUAUAUAUAUAAUAUGUAUAAAAUACAUAUAACAAUUUUGUUUUGAAAGACAAAAGAAAUGACAUGCUCGUGUGUAUCAUUUCUUUUGAAUAAUAUAUACAUAUUUAUAUAUAUAUAUAUCGAUUGUUAUUUGGCCAUAAAAGAGAAGCGUUCCAGCUUCAUGUAUUUAUUUGCAAUCUGAUCGAUUAAAAGUUCAUUUUUUUAAAACAUGAUUUUGAGAUAAAUUGUCAUUCGCGCAUCUUGAAAUUUAUUUCUUGUUUUUUCACAAACAUGUCGAAAAAUUCAAUGAACACUUUUACUAUUUAUUUUGUUGGGGAUUUUUUUUUUAUUUCAAGAGUUUUACUAAACAAAGUUGAAACAAACUAUAAAAGUAAUUAUUACUAAAUAACAAACAAAUAUUAGCAAAAGCAGAGGAGGAAGAACAGCAAUUUGAAGAAAAAAAAAACAGUGAAAAAUUGCAACACACACAUACAUCUGCGCAUUCUCCGUCACACAGAGAAGAUUAGAAGCAAACUAUAAAGAAUGAAAAAAAAAAAAAACAUAAUAACAAAAAAUCUAAAAGCUA
Messenger RNA from Contarinia nasturtii (swede midge), 4831 nucleotides. RefSeq names its product sodium/potassium-transporting ATPase subunit beta (gene nrv3). The record is from RefSeq and is a predicted model, not a curated record. NCBI's taxonomy places the organism in Eukaryota, Metazoa, Arthropoda, Insecta, Diptera, Cecidomyiidae. The coding region runs from base 333 to 1316 and encodes 327 amino acids. The transcript is spliced from 7 exons. Gene Ontology annotation, biological process: sodium ion export across plasma membrane; intracellular potassium ion homeostasis; intracellular sodium ion homeostasis. Gene Ontology annotation, molecular function: ATPase activator activity. Gene Ontology annotation, cellular component: sodium:potassium-exchanging ATPase complex.